AUGCCUCGUGACAUGAAGCCCAUCAAGCUGUAUGGGGGUUAUCUCGGCCCCAACCCACUAAAGACAUCCUUCAUCCUCUCAGAACUCGAUAUCCCCUACGAGAAUGAAUUCGUUGACUUUCCGAAACUCAAGACCCCAGAAUACGAAGUUAUCAACCCCAACGGCCGCCUCCCAGCCAUCCACGACCCUAACACCGACAUCACCAUCUGGGAAUCCGGUGCCAUCCUCGAGUAUAUCCUCGACAACUACGACCAAGAGCACAAGCUCAGCUUUACCCCUGGCACGAAGGAGUUCUACCACGCUCGUCAGUGGCUAUACUAUCAGGUCACGGGACAAGGACCCUACUACGGUCAGGCUGUCUGGUUCAAGCGGUACCAUGCAGAACGGGUGGACAGUGCUGUAGAGCGCUAUGUGAACGAGAUUAAGCGUGUAUCGAAGGUGCUGGAUCGGUGGUUGGAGGAUAAGGAGUGGCUUGUUGGUGAUAGAAUUUCGUAUGCUGAUUUGGCGUUUGUGCCGUGGCAGAAUGGAGUUCAGAGUGUGUUGUCUGAUGAGGGGUAUGAUGAGAAAGAGUUUCCGCAUAUGACGGCGUGGCUGAAAAGGAUGGCCGAGAGGCCAAAGGUAAAGGAGUUGAUUGAGGCUCAGGAGACGAUGUUUCAGGAGAUGCAGAAGAAGAAGGCCUUUGAUUAA
Messenger RNA from Aspergillus chevalieri, 687 nucleotides. Its product is annotated as glutathione S-transferase family protein. The transcript has a single exon. The coding region runs from base 1 to 687 and encodes 228 amino acids. NCBI's taxonomy places the organism in Eukaryota, Fungi, Ascomycota, Eurotiomycetes, Eurotiales, Aspergillaceae. The record is from RefSeq and is a predicted model, not a curated record.